Copidosoma floridanum is the source of this 1289-nucleotide messenger RNA. RefSeq lists its product as uncharacterized. Gene Ontology annotation, biological process: regulation of transcription by RNA polymerase II. The record is from RefSeq and is a predicted model, not a curated record. NCBI's taxonomy places the organism in Eukaryota, Metazoa, Arthropoda, Insecta, Hymenoptera, Encyrtidae. Gene Ontology annotation, molecular function: protein dimerization activity; RNA polymerase II cis-regulatory region sequence-specific DNA binding; DNA-binding transcription factor activity, RNA polymerase II-specific.
GUCCCGUACUAUAUACUUUUCCAACAAGUGGAGUUAUGCAAUUGACGUUAUCCAUCGUCGUUGGUGCUAUUGUUGUUGUUGUUGUUGCAAAUCAAUGACGUUUGUUUGAACUUGGUGUCGUUACGCGGAUAAAUCUUGAGGAAAUUGGCUAAGUGCGCGCGAAAGACGAUUCGCAAGGACGUGUGUUCCGGAUCUGAAAAAAGUUGCCGAUGCGCUCGAAGGUCGUUUCACAAGCCGCGAACCGUUGUACGAGUGAAACAAGCGGGAAUCCCUAAACCAUAGUCCCGAAGAAAAUGGGCGUACUUCUGAUGAGCGAAGCGGCUUACCCUCGGCUCAGCAGCGGCAGCAACCCCGGUGUUGCUCCCGCGAUAAUGGCUAACAGCAACAAUGUCAACGUUACGAGCAACAACAACAACGGCGAAGCUAGGCAGGAACAUUUUCACCACCUCUGCGCGGCCAAGGAGGAGGAGAGCGGGAGGGGUGAGAAGAGGAGCCGGGCAGACGGACAGGAGACGAGGAUUCAAGGCCGGACGCCCCCGCCGCCCAAGAAAAAGUGGAUUCUGCACUAUCUAUUGGAAGAUGAGCUGAGCGAGGUGAACGAGCACCAGGCGAUCAACGGCAAGAGCCAAAAGCCCUUGCAUUCGCCAUUGUUUACGUCGUCGGAGUUGGUCGCCGGCCCGGAAGUUAGCCCGACGAUCGCCAACUCGCCAAGCCAGGAAUCGACGAAUCCGACGAAUCUCGUCUCGUCGGCGGAUAUUCACCGGUACCAUGAGCACCAGCAACACGAGGGCGUCAUCACAAGCAGUCACUUUAUCGACAGCCAGCACAAUUCCAACUCCAUUCACAGCCUAUCGUCCGGCAGUGGAAACGCGGAUAAUGGCCCCUCGGAGGAGAAAAAGUCACGCAGCAGCAACGGAGUUGCGGGCGGUUUUCGCACGGGCACGAGGGAGGUACACAACAAGCUCGAGAAGAACAGGCGGGCGCACCUGAAGGAGUGUUUCGACAGGCUGAAGGCGACGAUACCCGGAAUGACCAACAGAAAGACAUCGAAUCUUAACGUACUUAAGGAGGCCGUCACGUAUACCAAGCAUCUUCGCAAGCAGAACAUUGACUACGAUCGCAAAAUGACUGAAAUCACGAGGAUAAACAUCGAAUUGCAGAAUAAGUGCAAAGCCCUUAAGAUGAAGAUGUCACUACAGCCCGAGUGGCAGAACGUCGAUCUCGACAAAGUUUUCCCGAUCCAAGACAUCGACAUCAACGUAACGCAUAUCGGUAAGCUCCUGAAAUAA